Trematomus bernacchii (emerald rockcod) is the source of this 2826-nucleotide messenger RNA. Its product is annotated as B-cell receptor CD22-like. Bases 39 to 1892 code for a protein of 617 amino acids. The transcript is spliced from 11 exons. The record is from RefSeq and is a predicted model, not a curated record. Lineage: Eukaryota; Metazoa; Chordata; Actinopteri; Perciformes; Nototheniidae.
UCUGUGAACACAUCGUUCCUCUUUCACUUCUCACAGAGAUGAGAGGAGCAGCUAUGAGUCUAACUGCAGCAGCGAGUGGAUUAGUUGUCUUCCUGCUCUCUGUGUCAGUGGUUCAGGGUCAGAAUGGCUGGGGAGUGACUUACUCUUUUACUGAGAUCUGUGCAGUGAAAGGAUCAACAGUGGAGAUAAGAUGCAGCUACACACACCCAUCUCCAUGGAGAGGCAGUGUAAACACAGUAGAGAAAACGUUCUGGUUAUUUAAAAAAAAAUGGGGUACAUUUGAGGAUCUGUUCACAGAAUCAGAGUAUUCAGGUCGUGUAGAGGAUCUCUGUGAAAACAACACCUGCACUCUGAGAAUCAAAAACCUGAGAGAGAGCGACUCAGCUGAGUACAAGUUCAGGAUCAAAACAAACCAACCAGAUGGAAAAUAUGAUGGUUCGACUGGCGUCACUUUGUCCGUCUCAAAUCUCCAGGUCACAUCAGAUAAAAACUGGCUGUUUUGUCAGAACAGUUGUCAUCAAUCUUAUUAUCCGUCCUACAUCUGGAACAAGAACGGACAAAUAAUUCAGGGAGAAACAUCUUAUUAUACAAGCAACCCGAACAAGGCAGACAGUUAUUCCUGUGCUUUGAAGGGACAUGAGGACUUUCCCUCUCCUCCAGUGUGUGUCAGAGGUCAAACCUGCAACAGAGUAAUUUACACUGAGAUAAGCAUCUGCGCCUUCAAAGGAUCAUCAGUGGACUUGUCCUGCACGUACAGCAGCUUUGAAAACGAUGUUAAAUCUAAAUUCUGGUUCAGACCUGAGCGUAUUCAUCAGGGACAGAAUUCCUCUCAACCUGAGGACCUUAGUGAAGACUCCCAGUAUGCAGGUCGUGUUCAGAUCCUUGAAACAGAGAGAGGAUGCUCCACUCUGAGGAUCUCUGACCUGAGAGACUCAGAUUCAGCUCAGUAUCUCUUCAAAUUCAAAACACCAAGCUUUGAAUGGAGGAGUGAUUUACCUGGUACAACUCUGACUGUCACAGCUCUCCAGGUGCAGGUGAUCAGAGCAAAGGUCUACAACUAUUCUAUUGAGGCAGAGCUGAAGUGUCACAGCAGCUGCAGUCCAGCUGGUUCUCUGAACUACGUCUGGUUCAAGAACGGAGAGAAAAUCAUGACGGCCGUGAUAUCUUCUUAUAAAGGCUUGUUUCAUCACAGAGACAACAUCUCUUGUGCUUUGGAAGGACAUGAAGACUUCCCCUCUCCUGCAGUGUAUGGUCCAAAGCUCCCCUCUGUGUCAGUGAGUCCCUCUGCUGAGAUAGAGGAGGGCAGUUCAGUGACUCUGACCUGUAGCAGUGAUGCUAACCCAGCAGCUAACUACACCUGGUACAAGGAGGAUGAAGACUCUCCAAAAGCUUCAGGACAGAUCUUCACCAUCACUGACUUCAGAGCUGAACACAGUGGGAGUUAUUCCUGUGGAGCCCAGAACAAGUUAGGACGUAGUAACUCCACCUUACAUCAGAUUGUUGUGGCAGGAUCAUGGAAGCAACUACCUUUUGUAUCAAUCCCUGUUGUUCUCCUGGCUGUCAUUUCUCUCUCUGUCUUCCUGUGGAUCAGAAGAAAGAGGGCUUCCAGAGACUCGUCUGAGCCUGAAGAGAGAGCGGACAACAGGGAAGAGUGUGUACCUGAUCAGCCGGAGCAGCAGGAUGACCUUCAGUAUGCCAGCGUUCACUUCAACAACCGGGCAGAUCCUCUUUACUCCAACAUGAGAGCAGCUCAGCCCCUCAGACACACGGAGCAACAGGAAGUCUCGGAGUACGCUGCCGUCAAGUUCAGCAGUGCUGCCCCGAGGGCUAGAGGUCAGGACUCUGAAGAGGAUCCCGCUGCAUUGUACAGCACGGUCAACAAAUCCAGAUAAACACAGCAGGCGAUGCAUUUGAAGGAUGAUACUUCAGUUUUUUUUACAAUCACAUUUCUAUGUACACAGGGUAAUGUGGAUUUUUUAAAUACAUGUCUCAGGGUGGACCUCUCCAAGAAUGAGGCGAUGAGUUUUCAGCCUAGUUUUUAUUAAUCUGAAUGGCUCAAAUGUAAAGAUUUUGUUAAGUAUUUCACAGCUUAAUGUACUGAAUUGUUAAUAUUUCUUGUGUAACAUGAUUUUUGCCACAAAAAAAUUACAAAAUGUAGAGAUGUUGCAACAAGGGAUCUGAUCCCUAACUGCUGGCUUGAUGGAAAAUGUAGAUAUUACUAAAGAGUUAUAAUUUACUGAUAACAAACCAUUUCCAUUGUUUUGUAAGUACAUUUAUCAACUUUAUUAUAUAUGUUCUUCUUCUUGUCUAGACUGAAAUAUCAUCAACUACUUGUUUGUGUUAUUUUGUAUCCAUUCCAAAAUACAUGUUGUUAUUGAAAAGCACAUUGGGAUAUCAGAGAGGAACAUGUGUUGCUGAUGUAGUUGCAGUUUCAUUCUGCUGCCACUAGGUGUCAGUAAAGAGCCGUAUUUCACUGAUGGAAAACCAUUACCAAGAGCCUGUAAAGCACAUUUAUCUUUGGUGUGUGUACGGCCUUAAUGUUCACACAUUCUUAUUCUGACAUCUUUUUAUGUAAAUAUAAAAGUUCCAUUAUCACCAAUUAAAAUAGUUAAUUUCUUUGUUACUCUUUAAGUUCAUAACCAUCACAACUUGUUGCAUUUAUCUAUUUUGCUUUGUUGUUACACCUGUUCUUCUGACCCUAGUCUUUUGCUCUGUACUUCAUGUGUUUACCUUUCUCUCGUUCUGUUCUGGUUUGAGUUCAUCAAUAAAGGUUGAAAUGUUCAUAACUCUCGUCCACACUAAUGCUAAUGAUAGCAUUAGUGUCAC